This is a messenger RNA of Adineta steineri, 378 nucleotides long. The record is from the annotation of a GenBank genome assembly. Lineage: Eukaryota; Metazoa; Rotifera; Eurotatoria; Adinetida; Adinetidae.
AUGGAAAAUGAUUUAAUAAAGAUUACAACAAUUGAAAUAAAUCCAAAUGAAAUGCACAAUAUUUUAAAACAAAUAUUGGAUAUAUUUAAACAACAUGUUUUAGUAUUUUAUUCAACAGUUAAACGUCUUGAAAAAGUUGAACAAACAACAAAUGAAUUAAUUGAACAAAUGAAAGAUAUUAAUUCGAAACAAAAUAUUACUGAUGGUCUUCUCAUAGCCAAUGAAAUUGCAAGACAUUCAUCAUGGGAGAAAGUCUGUGAUAGACUUGCUGCAGUUGAAGCAGAAAUUGAUGAUAGAGCUUUAGAUGCCUCAGAAAAAGGUUUAACAAUUCCAUAUGAAACUUUAUAUAAAGAUUUAAUUAAUUAUUUACAACCUUGA